AAUCAGUUUUGUUUAUCUGUAGCGAACCCGCGUAGACGGUAGUGUUGCUUGUUCCGUGCUAACGCGAAUCGAUUCAAUCCAAUAUUUUGGUAAUUUAUAUUGUUGUGUUUGCUCUGAAUUAUUUUGUGAAUGGUACAAUAACAUAAGAGUGCGAGGAAAGUGCUACAAAAAUUUUUCUCGCAGCGGACACGUUGAGCUCUCCCAGCGUGGGGCUGCGGCCAACCCCGCCGGCAGCCAUGGUGCAGGAGGGCGAGGCCAGCCUGAUCGCGCCGCGCCGCCUGCCCAACCCCUGCCUCGAGUCGCCACAGCGCAUGGACCUGCAUCGCGAGCUCAUGUUCAAUCAGAGGAUAGGCAAAAACGUUCUUAAUCAAAAGAGCGAACUAGAAAAGGCGCUCUCAAAACACAAAGAGAAGCAAAUCCUGAACCAGGAGAAGGAACACAAGGAAACUCCAGAGCUGGAGCGUGCGAUAGCUGAACGUGCUCGUCGCCUGGAACUCGCCGAGGCGGGGGAGUCUCCCCCCCCGGACCCCGCCACCAACCCCACGCUGCAGGAGGUGCGCGCGCGGCUGCGACACGCCACCCCCGCUACCCAGUGAUCAGAAAAAAAACAAAAUCAGAAUCCCUAACCUCCUUUGUUGCUACCAAAAAGUUUGCUUUGGACGGCCUCCUUCGUGGCUACCAAAAAGUUUGCUUUGGACGGCCUCCUUCAUGGCUACCAAAGAGGUCGUAUACUUCCAACUUUGAAUUUUUUCAAUCGAGUGAUGCGGCCUCCUUUGGCUACAAAGAAGUUCGUGUGCAAUGUCCGCCAAAUUCUUCCCCAUUCCAAAUUUAAUUUUGAUAUGAUAGAUUUAGAAAAGGAUUCGCGAUUGCGAUUCCUUACUAUUUGUCGUGGUUUGCGGUGGUGAUGGCCAAAUUAACAAUGAAUAGAGCACCAGAGUUUUUAAUCAACCGAACAAAAUAUAAAUAAUUCAACACUGCUAACGCCAUCUAGAUUUAACGAAACCAAACUAAAGUAUCGCUCACUACCGACAUCUAUACUUAAUUGAUAGAAACUAAUUUAACACUUGACUUUUAAGCUUGGUUGAUACGUUACUUUUGAAUAUCUAGAUGGCAUGCAAAGAUGAAUCAUGGUAAUUGAUAAAAAAGAAAGAAACGAAUAAAACUAAUCAUUCUGUUGGGCAAGGUUUGAAAUGGAUAUGAAUCUAGAAUAUAGGAAUGCUAAGUUUGAAAAGAGCUGUGUGUGAAUGUGUGUGAGUUGAUUGAACGCCUUGCUAAGCUUUGCCUUUGCAUCUAAUAAUGGCGGAAUAAUUCCUUUAAAAAUGUUUUUUGAUAAUUUCAACAAUAAAUUACUUAUAGGUUAUAAAAUUGUAGCUUCUUAGGUACAUGUACCUAUUUGAUAAAAUUCCUUGUUAUUUUAGUUGAUAAAGAAAAAAAAGUUGGAUACAUAAAAAAUCCAAGCCAGUGUCAUAAAUAAUGUCAAUCCCGAAUGUUUUUCUUUGGCUUAUUGUUACCAAAUAUAAUUUAAUUUGAAACGAACGCUGUAUUUGCGCAUGAUAUCUUACAAUGACUGAGGAAUCGACUGCACGGGUGUGUUAAAUAAGUAUAUAAGGGUAAAAUCGACUUGAGCAGAGAUAUAUAAUUAUUUUUCUAGACAUUUUAACGUCACAAAUACCUUUUCAUGUAGAAAACCAUUUGUAAACUUUUACUGUUCUUGUUAAUCCCUAGAAUACUUACCUUAACGUUAUGUCAGAUUAUAUCUACUUAAGUGAUCGGUGGUCUCAUAACUACAUACUGAAAUAUGAUUCAUUUCAAUGAGGUACCUUGACUACCUUCAAACUUGUCUAAAUUUGACAGAAUUAUGCUUGCUUAUAUCAUUGUGACAAAUAGUAUUAUUUAGUGUUGCCUAAAAACGUAAUAUCUUCGUUUUUUAAGUAUUAUAUGGUUGUAAAAGAACUAAUUUCAUAUAUGAUUAUACAUAUAAGUAUAAGUUAUGAGCCACCGUUUGCUAUACCUACCCGAAAUAAAAUAAUAAAAACGAGAUAUAAGUAGAGAAGUAAAACAUAUUUUACUAAAAUAAACUGUUAGGUAACGUAGAUAGAUGUUGACGUAGACGAAUAUUUGUCUGUAGAUCAUAUUUUAUUCAAAUAACUGUAUUUUCAAUAAUAUUCGCAUUAGUAGAAAUCUUGUCUUAUGAACGAAUGAACAAAAUAGUGACCCCUACCCUUAAAUACUAUAGCAAUACUUAUUGAUGUAAAACUAUUUACAUAGAGUACCUAUAUCUAGAUGGAUAUAUACCUACUAUUUACUUAUACCCACUUUGUGUGUUGUACUAGUGACCAGAAUGUAUGAAUUUCAAGUGUUCAUGAGAGUGCUAGAUGAGAAAUAUUUUUGUAUUAUUAAACAGUUUAUGACCUGUAGACGUCGAACAGUUAAGAAUAGAUUUUUAAAUAUGUAGCAACUUUAAAUUGUCUUCAGAUUAAUUAAAAAGUAUUGAUUAUAAAACUCCUCUGUCGAUAUUUAUAAAUUAAUACCUAUAAUAUAGCAUCUGCGCAUAAAGUAGUAACUGUGGCUAUUAAAUUAAAAAAGGCUUGAGUUGGUGGCAAAAUUGUGUGUAAUAAAAUACCUAUCUGUUUGCUAACUGAGCUAGACUUAAAUUUGCUAUAUUGUGUACCUAACUAGUCAGAAACAUAAAAAAAUCCGAAAUUCAUUUUUUGAAAACGUAAUUCAAUUUCAAAACGUUCAGUUCUGUCUCCAUUGUGCCUAUUUAUAAAAUUGUUAUUUCUUUCAGAGUAUUCGUUAUUUAUGAUUAUGAUAAAUUAGAUAUAAAAAUGUAGGAUCAAGAUUCUCGCUCAUUUUUAAAAGAGGGAAUUAUCAUUCCACUUGUUAAAUUCUUUCACUGUCAUCAGUUUCUUUCUAUAAAUGGGUUAUUUCUUUUUAUAUGUUAAGAUUAUUGUUAAGUUGAAUUAUUUGUGUCAGUACAAAUGGCGUCUUCUGUGCGAAGUAUUAAAAUAUUGUAUAGCUUUGUGUCAUUCAUGUGGCCAUUUGAGUUGAAUUACUAAUGUGACUAAAAGUACCUAAUGUUAAGUGAAUAUCAUACUUUCGUAACAAAGUUGACAAUCAAAGUGUAUGAAAAUUCAAUAAGUAAGUUGAAUAGAGAACAUAAAUAAAAGUGUUUUAGAAAUA
Messenger RNA from Plutella xylostella (diamondback moth), 3183 nucleotides. The record is from RefSeq and is a predicted model, not a curated record. Lineage: Eukaryota; Metazoa; Arthropoda; Insecta; Lepidoptera; Plutellidae.